CUCUCAAGGGAGCCACUGGCACCUAAACCCCAGUGGGGAAAGAGGCCCAGCCAGUAUUUCUGCCCCAUUUCCUCCUUCCUUCCCCCACCCCAACCGUGGAUACAGGCCCCACCCCACUGACACUAAGGGAAAGGAGGGGGGGUCUUCCGCAGAGGGGCAGCGCUGAGGAUGAGUCCAUCCCUUCCUCCCAGGAGGAGGGAAAAGGGGGACAAAUGGGGCUCCCACUGGCACAGGAACCAGGAGUAGCUUGUUGCCUGCCUGCCUUUCCUUCUCUCCUUGUAAAUUGUCUGGGUGCCCCACCUUGGGCACAAGAAGGGGAAUCGUGGCCCCUAGCUUCCCUCGCGAUAAAUGAGCAAGGCAGAUGCCCCCUUUACAGGCGGUCUCUUUGCUCUGCCCCCAAGGGAAUGGUGAGGAGGGUCUCCGCUUCCCCUCUCCAGGGUCAAAGAGCCAAGUUAGACCAGCUGGCAGCAAGACGAUGGAGCUUCUCCGCCCCAACCUGAGGGCAGAUGCCGCCUGAGUCCACCUCGGGCCGGCUCCUUGUCCUCCCUCAUCUUGGUCCUGCCUCAGGAAGCUGACUGCUGGGAUCUGCUCUCUGCGUUUGGCCAGCAGUGGGUUCGAGACGUGGCUUGCUUUCUCUCCAAUGUGAACAAGAGCAGCAACUAGUUCUCUGGGGAGCAGGCCGCAGCCCCUAGGAUUCUGGCCCCUGGCAUAGACCCAGGGGCAUUGGAAAUUAGGGGCAAGUGAGGGAACGGAGUUGAGCUGUGAACGAAAGCUAGGACUGGCUCAGAGGUUGGACCUGAAAGUUGGGGUUAAUGAAUAGCCCAUGGAAAAGUCCUAGGAAAGCGGAAAGGGUUUUGGAGGGUUGUACUUCGGCAGUCACCGUCUUCAGGAAAGUCUUUGGAUUCCAAGGUCAUAUUUUCCCCGCUUUCCGACAGUAUUGGCCUCGCAGCGACCCAUACCACCGCACUCCGCUGAUUUUUCUCCUAUCUCAGCCGCCUGAAGGUUGAGGGAGGGGUGACUCAAAGGGAGGGUUAAAUGCCCAAGAUGAUCCUGCAGGUGAUCUACUGAUAGAAACUAUUCUGGGAACCCGGAGGCUGCCCACACUUCAGCGCCGAGCUGGGAAACCCGAGCUUCUCCCUCUAGAGAAUAGGAGAAUAAGUAAAGGCCCCUGCCUAACCCAGUCUCAGCAGCUCAACCUCCUGGCACUUGAGGGUCGGAUGGAGGGGAGCCAAAAAAGUCCGGGGUGCAGAUGGUGAAAUCAGGCAGCCGCUCUGGCUUGGAGCUCUAAGCCAGCCAGCUUUCAGGGUUUUUGCUCUGCGCCCGCCAGGGACAAGUUGCAGCGGAGAGGUGGCCAAGCCUUUCCCGAGCCUGCCGGCGAAUCAGUAAGAAGCAGCUCCGGAACUGAAUGAAGUCCCUGGUUGCAGCUGACCUCUGACCUUGGGUAGUCUUGCGCUGGCUAGGUCGAUCCCACUACUUGCAGCUUCCGAGAUUCCUCCAAAUAAAAAUGGUUCUUUUUGCACCUACCCACCGCCCCACCUUCUUGGCUCGCCUCCGGCGCUAUCAAUCACUGGGGCUCCCUAGCACCCUUUCCUCUUCUCAAGGUGGGAGCAGAAAGGAAGACUCCAAAAAGUCUCCAGGAUGUGCUAUGGCCUGGAAAUUCGGAGGCUGCGGCUGACGUGGGGAGCAAGCAUUUGGGGAAAAACGAAACUGAGUUCCUAUAUUCCGGGGUUGUUUGAGUCCUCAGGUCCCUGGGCCCAGGGAUUCCUCCCAAAUCCUCUCAACUACCCUUCAGCAAGAUGACUGGCUUGUUUGCUAAAUGGCGUCAGAGUUUGAACCAAAGGAGAUGUUUUACCCUGGUUCGCUGUGUAGGCUGGGUAAUGGAAAUGCUACAGAGAGUCUCCUAAAGUCCCUGUUGCCUGUUCUAGUUCGACCUCUGCAACAUUUGUUUGCAUGUCUGUGGGUCUGUAGUGCACAAAAGGCUGAUGGGGCCUGGGGCAAAAGUGAUCCAGUCCUCUUAGAAAUUGGGUUGAGGUAGCCUUGCCGGUGGAUAGAAAUCUCUAAGGAAUAUUACACCCAUUUCCCCCAGAAGCAAAAAAAGUUAAUUCUAUUAUUGCCAACCAACCAGGACUUCUCCAUGCCAGACAUCCUGCCAUGAGGAAAUUUCAGAGCGAGGACGCCCAGCAUGCUGCCCUUCUGUAGGAAUGCAAAGUUAGGCCUCCUUUCUUUCCUGAUUCGUGCUGGAAGGAGCUUAUUACCUUUGGGGAAGAAUGCCUUUUGGUUAGAAAGAAUUGAAAAUAAUAAUACCCUCUGGGAAAAGGCUCAAACUCAGAAAAUGAGAUACAAGACAUCCUUGGUGAUGAGGAAACGAUUACGGCUUUACCGAAACACUCUGAAAGAGUCAAGUAGCAGCUCUGGACACCAUGACCCCCAGCUCACCGCCGCCUCCAGCCCCUCGGUGUUCCCGGGCCUCCACGAGGAGCCUCCCCAGGCCUCCCCCAGCCGUUCUUUGAAUGGACUCCUUCGUCUGGGGCUCCCUGGAGACAUGUACGCUCGGCCAGAGCCCUUCCCGCCGGGGCCUGCGGCCCGCAGCGACGCCCUGGCAGCUGCCGCAGCCCUGCAUGGCUACGGGGGCAUGAACCUGACGGUGAACCUCGCCGCGCCCCACGGUCCUGGCGCUUUCUUCCGCUACAUGCGCCAGCCCAUCAAACAGGAGCUCAUCUGCAAGUGGCUGGCGGCCGACGGCACCGCGCCCCCGCGCCUCUGCUCCAAAACUUUCAGCACCAUGCACGAGCUGGUUACGCACGUCACCGUGGAGCACGUCGGCGGCCCGGAACAGGCCAACCACAUUUGCUUCUGGGAGGAGUGUCCGCGCCAGGGCAAGCCCUUCAAAGCCAAAUACAAACUUGUAAAUCACAUCCGCGUGCACACGGGCGAGAAGCCCUUCCCUUGUCCUUUCCCGGGGUGUGGGAAGGUCUUUGCUAGAUCAGAAAAUCUCAAAAUACACAAACGAACUCACACAGGCGAGAAGCCCUUCAGGUGCGAGUUCGAGGGCUGCGAGCGGCGCUUCGCCAACAGCAGCGACCGCAAGAAGCAUUCGCACGUGCACACUAGCGACAAGCCAUACACGUGCAAGGUGCGCGGCUGCGACAAGUGCUACACGCACCCCAGCUCGCUGCGUAAGCACAUGAAGGUGCACGGGCGCUCACCGCCGCCCAGCUCUGGCUACGAUUCGGCUACACCGUCUGCCCUCGUGUCGCCCUCGUCAGACUGCGACCACGAGUCUCAGGUGGCCUCCUCGGCGGCGGUGGCGGCGCGUGGCGCCGACUUGAGCGAAUGAAAUGCAGAUCAAGAGAAAGGGGCAAAGGGAAUUCCAGAGCCGUUUUCUUGACUCCAGUUUCUUUCCUCUUUGCCUUCCUAUGGUUUCCCCUGGCCCAGCUAUCCUUUGAAACAAAAAAAACAUAAGUACUAAUUUUCCAACCACCUUAUAAAGGAGAUAAGAGAGAUUCACCGUCUUUUUGGCAGGGGUGGGUGGGUGGUGGUUAUACGCUCCCAGCCCCAAGGAGUGGCCUGGGCACACAGAGAAACAUCUGCCUGUCGUCCACUGAUUCGAUAUACAUUGUAUACUUGGGGUAGGGAGUGAAUUCAAAACAACAGGAAAUACAGACAAAGGAACGCCAGAGAGGCUUCAGGAUUCAAUGCAGUGAGGCCUCCCCGGGUCCUUUUCCCACCCCAACCCCUGUCGAGGCGUUGGCUGUGGAGUCUCGUAGGUGCUUGGGCUCCGGGUGUAGAGCGAGCCGAUGACGUCACUGAGUCGAGGCUUCUAAAGUGGAAGGACCUGACCUAGGCGGCAGCGUCUGGGUGAAUCGCGUCAAUUCGGUGAUGGUCUUUGUCAACAAUUGCACAAUGUUGACCUUAUUUUUAAAGAGGUGGAGGAGGAACAAGAGAAAUGAUCCACAAUAAUAAAUAUUGUAAAGGCAAACACCCAGUGGGUCUAGAUUGAAUGUGUAUUUGAUAUGCUGUGUAUGAAGUCCCCAGAAAAAACAACCAGAUGUUGAAGACGGGGGAGAGGAAGGCCUUUGCAAUUGUUGCCAAAGGGAAAAAAAUCAGUCCUGUUUUCCCUCCUCUCUGCGGGAGAAGGGGGCUGACCUAAAAUCCUAGCUAAGAUUUGAAGAGGAAGAAGAAGAAAAGGAAAAUAAAAUAAUAAAGCUUUGGCAGAUUCAUUCCAGUCCCCUAAGAAUUUGAAAAUCAGUAUGUGUGUGUGCUGGGCAGGGAGGUGGGUUUUCCCUCUGGGGAGUACCCCACAAAAUAGCUCAAUUUUAAAAGCUGAGCCCAACAAACAAGUCUUGGCCCUGCCACUGAUGAAUUUUCUUCUGCUCUCUCCUCUUCAGAUACAAUUAGAAUUAGCACUCCUGCCCGCAGCCGCCACAACUUUUAUCAGAUGAAAUAACGUCCUAACUGAAGUGGAACUGUUUUCUUGGCUCCAAAUAAAAAAUGCAAUCUUCCAAAUACACCCUUAGUGAAUCCGUCAUUGAGAAAGGAGAACUGAAAUUCCUGCCUCCCCCUAACACAAUAGGGCCCAGAGGCUGCCUGACCCAGCGCAGGCAGUCGGCAACAAACAACUCUUUCCCACCGUGAAACACCGACCCCACCACUAAGGUGCAGAGGGCAUCUGCGGAACUUGCUGCUUCUGCCAGUGUUUAAAAAGUCCCCCUUCCUGAAGUAGGACUCCUGUCUUUCUCUUCUGUUUCUAGGCUCCCCAUUUUGCCUUCUAUCCCCAUCUAAAAUAAUGAAAUAAAACAAAAAUGUUUGGUCAGUCACUAAUCGCCUUUAAUUUUUCAUUUGCUUGUUACAGAUGUCCACCGCGUUGCUCGCAAGGUAAUCUCGCUCCGUGCAGCUGAGCGCCCCGCAUCUCGCGCCUGCGACAUCAAAGGGUCCGCGCACAAAGCAGUGUUUCUUCGCCACGGUGCAUCUUCAUGGUAAGUUAGGAUUUCUAUGGCAAUGGGCAAGUCGCACUGAAAUCCUGAAAGGCCGAGCCUGGAGUCCGUCCAGGCUUUUCAUUAAGGACAUAAUAUUUACGUCUAACAGACCUUUUUUCUUGUGUAUACAAGUAUAUAUUUUUGUUUGACGCGGACUAAAUCAUUUUCAUUUAAUUUCCGGUAAACAAAACCCACGCGAAUGGGCACUUGUACCCGAUCAUAAUAAAAAUGGAUAAUAAUGUGAAGGAAGAAAAGAGCCGCUUGAAUCGCCGCUCAGCCCUCUUUGUUUCUGCUUUCUGCGGUGAUCAGAGGACGCAUUUGGGUUUGAUGGCGAGUUUCUAAAGGCGAGGAAAUGGUUUGUAAGAGGGGAAAGAAAAGGAGAAAGGUCUAAUCAAGCUCGGGUUGUUCAAAGAGUCGGGUUUUGGGGUUGAAAGUGUGAGUUUGACGGUGCAUCAGCAUGCCGCGUUAGGCUCGCCAUGGAAAUACGCGCGGGGAGCGGUCGCUUCAAAGGCGGCACACUUCACUACAGACACUCUAUUAAGAUACAUUUGCGCUGACCUUUGCUUUCACGCCAUUUAAUACUGUCACUGCGCUCUCCAGUAUAUACUUCCUUCCUAGAGCCCGACUUGCCCACAUUUAGGGGUUCACCCUGCGCCCUGAUGUGGGAGGCUUUGGUGCAGGGGACACUUUCAGGAAAGGGAGGAGCAGGACUCCGUGCAUCUUGACUGCGCCCCAAAGAGUUUCAAGGGUCAGGAGUAAAUAAUUUUAAAGCAGCCUCAGAAGCUUAACAAAUGAACAUUCCCAGCUCAGUUUUGUACAAAUCGCCUUUCUGACUCCUGAGUAGGGUGGAGGCUUAAAUUUGAUGGAGACUUGUGGGGAAGGGAGUCACCCUGAGGUGUCUGAGGAGUCCAAAUUGUACCCUUGGGACAUUUCCACUCUGACUUUCCAUGCCACUCUUCUUCCUCUCCAUCCCAGAAGUCUCUUGCGCCCCCCCCCCAACUUGUUUCUUUCUAAGGCAGUGUGUGUGGCACCCUCAGGCCUGAACUUGUCCUAGAUGCAAACUCAAGAGCCCAAGGCCAAGGGGAUGUGGGGAAGAUGGCAGGAAAGUUAGAAGUCCAUGUUCCCUUAAUUGUCUUGUUGUUUAUUUUAUCCAAGUACCCCAGUGAAUAGGGGAAAAAUAAACACGGUGAAAAAAAAUCAAACAGUAGAGUCUUCUUUAGUGCCAGUCCUUGUGGUUGAAUAAAAAGGAUGGUCCGCUUUCUAUUGAGCUGAGAAAUCUUUGAAGUGGGAGUUAUUAUCUGAGACAUUCCUGCUUGUCGUCCUAACAACGCUGAUGAAACGUAAAAGGUUCUUUGUCAGCGAUUUGUUCUCCUCUCUGUCAAACUCCCUCUGCCCCGUUAGUUUCAAACCGUUUCUAAAGAGAUAAAAAUCAAACUUCUUAAAAAAAAAAAAAAUCCACACACUGCACCAAUACAUAACUUUAGGGCUAAGUCUUGCUAAGGGAUAAACAAAAGCAAUGCCUAGACAUCAGGGUCAGGGCCUGGCCUGGUGAAGUAUGCAGAUGUUGGAGGGCCCUUGGCACAAGCUUUGGGACUUAAGGAAAAGAAUGCAGAGAAGGUGCAAGCAGAAUACAAACCCUAAGUCCAUAAUUGAGUGUGUGCUUCUUUCUGCUCUGGCUUUCACUCAGCACAAGUUGGGUCACCUGGAUGGGUUUUUGGGUACCCCUCUGGCUUCUAAUAUUCUUGCCCAGGAUCUUUGGAACUUAAGACUGCAGCCAAGCAAUUGUUAGUAUCUCCCGCUCCCUCAGAGACACCUCUGCUAAAAAUAUACCCAUUGUAUGUUUCUUCUCACUGGCAGCAAUCAGAAAGCCCUUUCUGCCAUUGAUAAGAAGGAGAAUAGGUGAGGGACAGAGACGUUUUAUUAAUUUCCUGUUUCCUUCAUAAUCUUGGCAAUUGAAGUUUAGAAGGUUUGGUCUACAACAUAGUGAUCCAAAAUGCAUGUAAAUGCCCAUCCUUCCCCUCAUCCACAUGUGCAGUUCUUCAUUUUAUAUUGUGCCCAGGAAAGAAACCAGUUCAGGUUUCCCCAAACCUCCUGUUGUGGUUUUAAAGGUGAUUUAAAUAAAUAAGGAUGUGCUGGUCCCCCCACACUGUGUGUGCUGAAUAAAUGAUUUGUAAAGAAGUUUUUCCAAGCUGUAACCCACGCUGUUAUUAUAGUUGCUGCAAAAUGUUGUUUCUGAUAUUGAUUUUAUUUGUUAACUGGAGGUCUCCAUAUGUUUGUUUAUAUUGCUAAUUUAUGGGAAAAUGUAAUAAUUGCAAUGAAUGUGAAUUACACAGACAGGCAAACAUUUUGUAAUCAUAAUUCACAUACACACAAAAGCCUGGCUGAAACCUUAGACUGUUUGUACCCUCUCUACCCACACUGUUUGUGAUUUAUCAUCUGUCUCCUUAGUGUCACUUAAAUUAUAAACUAACUUGAAAAUAAAAAGUUGUUUGACUGAAAGUGAUUGUUGAAUGAACAACAAAGUUGAAAGCCAUGGCUUGAUCUUGUAAAUAUGUAAAUGUAAAUGAUGUUAAAUCUGUGAUUUCUUUUUCUUCCAAAGGCCUUUGUGUAUAUGGAGCUCCAUUUGGCUAUUUUCUUUGGAAAUAAAUGAUGUGACGUUUCCCUUCCUCUUUUGAA
This is a messenger RNA of Sapajus apella (tufted capuchin), 7652 nucleotides long. It is a transcript of the gene ZIC4, whose product is annotated as Zic family member 4. Gene Ontology annotation, biological process: regulation of transcription by RNA polymerase II; central nervous system development. The transcript has 5 exons. The record is from RefSeq and is a predicted model, not a curated record. Gene Ontology annotation, cellular component: nucleus. NCBI's taxonomy places the organism in Eukaryota, Metazoa, Chordata, Mammalia, Primates, Cebidae. Gene Ontology annotation, molecular function: RNA polymerase II cis-regulatory region sequence-specific DNA binding; DNA-binding transcription factor activity, RNA polymerase II-specific. The coding region runs from base 2183 to 3337 and encodes 384 amino acids.